AUGGCUAAAUUUAAGGACAAAGGUAAAGCGCGUUUUCACGUACAUCAAAAUUUAUCGGCAGCAGAGUUAAGAACCGCUGAAAUCGAAGUUUGUCGCUUGGCUCAGAGGGAAGUCUUCGGCGAAGAGAUUCAGUUAUUGGCGGACGGCAAGUUUUUGCCAAAGAGUAGUACAAUUUAUAGCCUAACCCCGAUAUUGGAUGAGGACAAGGUCUUACGAUUGGCAGGUCGUAUUGAUAGAGCGAAAUGUGUUGCCGCAGAUACAAAUCGGCCUAUAAUUCUACCGAAGGUUCACGCCUUAACUACAUUGAUUGUACGUCAUUUUCAUGAGCGGUAUCAGCAUCAAAAUCAGGACACUAUUUGUUCAGUGAUUCGUCGCAAGUUUUGGAUACCAUGUAUAAGACAGCAUGUUCGAUCGGCAAAGGUGCAUUGCCAGCUGUGCAAAAAUAUGUCCGCUAAGGCAAAGCCACCCCUCAUGGGACAAUUGCCGGAAGACCGUCUUAUUCCGUUUAUCAGACCUUUCUCAUACGUGGGCCUAGACUAUUUCGGCCCAUUAGCGGUGACCGUGGGUCGGCGGCAUGAGAAAAGGUGGGUGGCGCUCUUUACGUGCAUGUCUAUUAGGGCAAUACAUAUCGAGCUCGCAAAAGAUUUAUCGGCGGACUCAACAAUAGUAUGCUUGAGGAAUUUUAUGAACCGACGAGGAGUGCCCGUCCGCAUCAGAAGCGAUAGGGGUACUAAUUUUGUAGACGCCAGUAAAGAGGAGUUAGUGCUAAUCGAUCAACGUGUGGCAGAUGAAUGUGCAAGGCGUGGCGUGGAGUGGGUAUUUAACACCCCUGCAAAUCCAUCAGCUGGUGGAAUAUGGGAGCGAAUGGUUCGCUCCGUGAAGCGUGUAUUAGCCUUUGUGCUAAAAGAGAAGGCUCCACAAGCGGAAACGCUAAUUUCGUUACUUAUCGAGGCUGAGAAUCUAGUUAACUCGCGUCCUUUAACACAUUUACCGCUAGAAAGUGACAGCGCCGAGCCUCUAACACCGAACCACUUUCUACUUGGUGGCCCGAACUUCGUGCAAACUCCAACAGUGGACGAACAAGUAUGCUUAC
This is a messenger RNA of Rhagoletis zephyria (snowberry fruit fly), 1093 nucleotides long. RefSeq lists its product as uncharacterized. The record is from RefSeq and is a predicted model, not a curated record. Gene Ontology annotation, biological process: DNA integration. NCBI's taxonomy places the organism in Eukaryota, Metazoa, Arthropoda, Insecta, Diptera, Tephritidae. Gene Ontology annotation, molecular function: nucleic acid binding.